UGCCUUCUUCUGGCCUAAACCCUCACUCCGAUCCUCGGCGAAGUCCUUAAACCCUAUAAAUAUAUAAAUAUAGACCUCCCUUCAACCCCCGCUUGCCGGAGAAAAAGAACACAGGCAAAACUCACUGCCCUUAUCAAUUCUCUCCAUGGCCGCGGCCAUAUCCAUAAGGGCGGCGAAGAACCCUCUGAUCUCUGCACUUCCGCGCUACCUUACAUGGCGGAGCCCCGGAUUUCGGCGCUUCUGCAGUAGCAGCCUCGACCUGCAGUCAGCAUCACUGUCAGAGCCGGAGCUGGACAUGGAAUCUCAUGUAUACACGUACCCUCUCAUUCCUGGCCGAAAGGUGCUGGGUUCCUUCAAGGAGGAGUUUGAGAUUGGUUCUCGCAUCAUCACCAUUGAGACAGGAAAGAUUGCCCGCUUUGCAAACGGAUCCGUCGUCAUCACCAUGGACGAAACCAACGUUCUCUCUACUAUUUCCUCGGCGAAAACAGACGGAUCCCGAGAUUUUCUACCCCUCACGGUUGACUAUCAAGAAAAGCAAUAUGCCCAAGGUGUCAUCCCUACAACGUUCAUGCGAAGAGAGGGGGCUCCGAAAGAACGGGAACUUCUAUGUGGGCGCCUAAUUGAUAGACCCAUCCGUCCUCUAUUCCCUGCCGGCUUCUACCAUGAAGUCCAGGCUACGGUGAACGUUCUUUCAUCAGAUGGAAAACAAGAUCCAGAUGUUUUGGCUGCAAAUGCGACAUCUGCCGCACUUAUGCUGUCUGACAUCCCUUGGGGAGGGCCUGUGGGCAUGAUACGUGUGGGGAGGAUAGAUGGCCAAUUUGUUUUUAAUCCGACCAUGGAUGAGCUGAGCAUGAGUGAUCUUAAUUUGGUUUAUGCCUGCACUAGGGACAAGACUUUAAUGAUAGAUGUACAGGCUCGGGAGAUCUCAGAAAAGGACCUGGAAGCUGCCCUAAAGAUUGCACAUCCUGAGGCUGUCAAGUACAUUGAACCUCAAAUAAAAUUGGCUGAAAAAGCUGGUAAACAGAAGAAAGAGUAUAAAUUAUCAAUGAUCACGGACAGAACACUUGGGAAGAUCAGAAGCUUGGCAGAAGGACCGAUUGAGGCUGUUUUUACUGAUGCGGCAUAUGGAAAGUUUGAGCGUGGUGAAGCCUUGGACAAAAUUACACAAGAUGUUAGGGCAAAACUUGAAGAGGAAUUUGAUGAGGAGAGCUUAAAAGUUCUACCAAAGGCUGUUGACACGGUUAGGAAACAGAUUGUCCGUAAAAGGGUUAUUGAUAAAGGUCUGCGGGUUGAUGGGAGAAAACUUGAUGAAGUCAGGCCUCUGCAUUGUGAAGCUGGCACUUAUCCUAUUUUGCAUGGAUCGUCAAUUUUCUCACGCGGUGAUACUCAAGUUUUGUGUACUGUAACCAUUGGGGCUCCUGGAGAUGCACAGCGCUUGGAUUCACUUGUUGGCCCCCCAACAAAACGUUUUAUGCUACAUUAUACUUUCCCACCAUUUUGUAUUAAUGAGGUUGGCAAACGUGGUGGUUUGAAUAGGCGUGAGGUUGGACAUGGAACUCUUGCUGAGAAGGCUUUGCUGGCUGUAUUACCUCCAGAAGAUGAGUUUCAAUAUGCUGUUCGUGUUAACUCUGAAGUCAUGUCGUCUGAUGGUUCCACAUCAAUGGCAUCUGUUUGUGGAGGUAGUAUGGCAUUGAUGGAUGCUGGCAUACCUGUAAGAGAACAUGUUGCAGGUCUUUCAGUGGGUCUUGUCAGUGAAGUAGAUCCAUCUACUGGGAAUAUUAAAGAUUACCGCAUCCUUACGGAUAUACUUGGUCUAGAGGAUCACCUAGGAGACAUGGACUUCAAAAUUGCUGGAACAAGGAAAGGAAUUACUGCAAUUCAGUUGGAUAUAAAACCUGCCGGAAUUCCUUUAGACAUUAUAUGUGAAUGUUUGGAAACUGCUAGAAAGGGUCGUAUUCAGAUAAUUGAUAGGAUGGACGAAGAGCUAAGUUCGCCACGUACCUUGAAUGAUGGAAAUGCCCCACGACUAGCUACUAUGAGGUUGGAUGAGGAAUCCCUUCGUCGCUUGCUUGGCCCUCUAGGUUUGCACAGGAAAAAAAUUGAACAAGAAACAGGAGCACGGAUUGCAGUGAGUGAUGGGGUAGUUACCAUAGUUGCUAAAAACCAAUUAAUCAUGGAGAAAGCUCAACAGAAGGUUGAUUUUCUAGUUGGACGGCAAGUUCAGGUUGGUUCUAUUUACAAAGGUGUCAUUUCUUCAAUCAAAGAAUAUGGCGCUUUUGUGGAAUUCAAUGGUGGCCAACAAGGUCUUCUCCAUAUCUCUGAGCUAUCACAUGAACCGCUAUCGAAAGUCUCUGAUGCUGUGUCUAUUGGUCAAGAACUAUCAGUAAUGUGCAUUGGUCAGGACGUUCGUGGCAACAUUAAAUUAUCUUUGAAGGCUACUCUUACUAAACGUGGAUCUGAAAAAAAGUGUCCGGAAGAUAGCAUUCCUGUUUCUUCAGAUAGACAAGCUGUUAAUUUCUGGUCCACCUUAGCUGAUCUACCACUUGGCAAAGAAGAUGCCGAGCCGUUAGUUCUCAGAACCGACGGAGAAGGUGAAAGUGUAGGGGAAAAUGUGGAAAGUUCUGCACCGUCCGUUGUUGUUAGGAGUGCUGCAGAAUGUGAUGCUCGGGAUAAUGUCAACUACCAGAAUGUGACUAAGAAGGCUAAAGCCAAAUCUCUUCCUAGACCUUACAAUUCUGUCCCUUCGCAAAAAGAUAAAGUGGCCUCAAGUAGAUCUACAAUUGAUCUUUCCUCUGGAAAAAGAAUUGCAAGUUUGCUGAAUAUAUCACAUGUUACAAAAGAAGAAGAUGCUUUACCUAUGGAUGUGAGCAAAUCUAGAUCUUCUAGGGUAACCAGUGUUAAUGCUAAUUCAUUAAAAUUGGGAGAUAGAUUUACAGCAAAGAUAUACCAGAUACGUGCACGUGGAUUGGUACUUGAAGUGGCUGGAGGUGUGCGGGGAAUGUACAAAUUUGAGGUGGAUGGUCGAAAAGAUUUUGAAGCAGGAGAAGAGCUUCAAGUCAAGUGCACGAGCUUCUCUGCUAAGGGAAUUCCUGUUUUUUCAUUGUUGGAAGGCAAGUAAUUCUGAAGAGGAAAUCCAUCUUUUGGCUAACUCCACAACAAUGUCUGAGAUAAACAUCUAAUGAAUGUGAAAGAUGAAUAUAUCGGUUCGAUGAUCAGUAGUUCUGGCAUUUGAUGCUGCUUCGAAGAUCUAUUAGAGCUGGUUCUAAGCUGCUGGUGAAGUGCAGAGCUCUUUCCGACCGUUGGAAGGUUGUAGAAUUUGCCUGUAUUACUUACUACUAAGCCUCCUGAUCCAGGAUAUGAGAGGCUGCCAGUUUUUUUUUUUCCACCUCCAAAGAAAGACUAUGGAAGAGUAAAUGAUUGGUAGAUGAGUUUUUGUCACUGAUAUUGUUUGUAGAUUUGUUUAAUAAUUAGUUGUUGUUGUUUUUUUUUAAUUUAGAUGAUGUGAGUGAAGAGCAAUAGGAACUUUAGCACCUGAAUGUUUUUUUUUUUUUUGCAUUCCUUAUAUCACUUGGAUGUUGCUUGUACUUGCUAGUUAUUAUUAGAAGCUUUCAGAAUUUGAAUUGUUUUCAAAUUUAUUAAGGAGCUUUUCGGUUGGAAGAAUGUAAUGUAAACAUAAUAUGUUGAAGUUGUUUGGAUGACUGUAAAAAAAGUGUUGGUGAUUUUUUU
Molecule: messenger RNA, 3726 nt
Organism: Dendrobium catenatum
Lineage: Eukaryota; Viridiplantae; Streptophyta; Magnoliopsida; Asparagales; Orchidaceae
Product: polyribonucleotide nucleotidyltransferase 2, mitochondrial
Exons: 16
Coding region: 146-3118 (990 amino acids)
Biological process (GO): mitochondrial RNA 3'-end processing; mitochondrial mRNA catabolic process
Cellular component (GO): mitochondrion; cytosol; chloroplast stroma
Molecular function (GO): 3'-5'-RNA exonuclease activity; RNA binding; polyribonucleotide nucleotidyltransferase activity
Source: RefSeq, a predicted model, not a curated record